Cephus cinctus (wheat stem sawfly) is the source of this 715-nucleotide messenger RNA. Its product is annotated as zinc finger HIT domain-containing protein 1. Gene Ontology annotation, molecular function: nucleosome binding. Lineage: Eukaryota; Metazoa; Arthropoda; Insecta; Hymenoptera; Cephidae. The record is from RefSeq and is a predicted model, not a curated record. Gene Ontology annotation, biological process: chromatin remodeling. Gene Ontology annotation, cellular component: Swr1 complex. Bases 140 to 607 code for a protein of 155 amino acids. The transcript has 2 exons.
GACGAGAGAUUUCUAUUUAUCUCAGCAGAUAUCUUAGAAACAUUACAAGCAAAAGUCGCCGAUCUUAUGGACCAAAUAUCAUUUCCACUUGCUGAAAAGGGCAACUAACAUCAUCAACAGAAGUUAAUUAAAAAACAAAAUGGCUGCACGAGAAUCAGGUCGUAUAAAGGAUGCCUACCAGAAACGAGUGCUGGAUGAGGCGGCACGGAAGCGCAGACAGAGGAAGGCUUUGGAGGCAUUGGAGCAGGAUAACUUCCACGAUGAUCCACACGCGGAUCUAGUGAUGAGCAAAAAGGUGCCCAAGUUCCAAGAGUCUUUGGACAGCAGAGGCGCGGGCAGGAAGAAGAAGACAAAAUCAGCCGAAUAUUACAAGCAAAGAUUCCGCAAAACUUUUGCUCAACUGGUCGAGGAGGAAUUAAAUUUUAAUCGAACGCCACCCAACUACGCAUCCGCGCAGGCACCGGCUUCACGAUUUCCCGAUAGACAUUUCUGUGCGGUUUGUGGUUUCCCCAGUAACUACACCUGUAUUCCCUGCGGUGCUCGAUACUGUUCUACAAAAUGUUUAGGCACCCAUCUGGACACAAGAUGUUUAAAGUGGACCGCAUAGACAAACAAUGAAUUCAAUAUCGUAAUAUAACGUUACAAAUAGGCUCUUGUCUGUAGAAUUAUUAAUUGUACUAUCGUUAAGUAAAUAAAAAAUAUUUGUCACACGUAA